This is a messenger RNA of Leptomonas pyrrhocoris, 561 nucleotides long. RefSeq lists its product as hypothetical. NCBI's taxonomy places the organism in Eukaryota, Euglenozoa, Kinetoplastea, Trypanosomatida, Trypanosomatidae. The record is from RefSeq and is a predicted model, not a curated record. Bases 1 to 561 code for a protein of 186 amino acids. The transcript has a single exon.
AUGAAGCUGCUCGAAAAACGGGUUCUGAACGACGUUGAUGAGUUGCGGCAGUUGCUGGCCAAGACUCAACCUGGGAAGACCCAUUUGUCGCGUCCUGCAGCUGCUGAGGACGGACUCCACUCGGUGCGGAUCACCCCGCCCUCUCCGAGGCACACGACGGCCGACGCGACGGAGAACAGUGAAGAAGAUGUCUUUGACGUGACGGACGUGCGCACUUGGCGCGGUGCCCUGGACGGCCUCUCGUUGAUGGAGGUUGAUAUCGCCCUCCGUAAGCUGUUCUUCGAUGGGCAGCUUAACGCCCCAACCGCCGAGGCGCAAGGGUGUUACUCCUCUCUUCGGGACUGGGUUCAGAGUGCCCAGCAGAUGCCCAGCCUUUUUGAGUAUCAGGCCACCCAAUGUACCGACCAUGUGUCUCGGCUUAUCGUGGCACUGAAAUCGAACACCUUCCCCGAGUUGACGUACGCCAAACUGGCGUCGGCCAGGCGGGACAGGGUCAAUGGCAUGGACGCGUUGAUGGGUCUCGUUAAAGCCGUGGCCCCAGCCAAAAAAGAACAGUGUUAA